AUGCCGUGGGCACUGCACUGGCCACUGCCGGGCCGCCGCCACCGCCAAGAUAUUCGUGCGUCGUGCUCGCACUCAAUCACCACUCACGCUUUAAUUAAUAACCCCUCGGUGCUCAUAUUCGUGCGUCUGAUCGCCUUCACGCUGUGGCGCAUCUCGCACCGCAACCCGGACGCGCUGUGGCUGUGGGUGACCUCCAACGCGGGCGAGUUCUGGUUCGGCUUCACCUGGCUGCUCGACCAGCUGCCCAAGCUGAACCCCAUCACCCGCGUGCCCGACCUGGUGGUGCUCCGGCAGCGGUUCGACCGCGCCGACGGCACCUCCCGCCUCCCCGGGCUCGACAUCUUCGUCACCACGGCCGACCCGUUCAAGGAGCCCAUCCUCAGCACGGCCAACUCCAUCCUCUCCAUCCUGGCCGCCGACUACCCCGUGGAGCGCAACACCUGCUGCCUCUCCGACGACUCGAGCAUGCUGCUCACCUACGAGGCCAUGGCGGAGGCCGCCAAGUUCGCCACCGUCUGGGUGCCCUUCUGCCGGAAGCACGGCAUCGAACCGCGCGGGCCCGAGAGCUACUUCGAGCUCAAGAGCCACCCCUACAUGGGCCGCGCGCAGGAGGACUUGGUCAACGACCGCCGCCGCGUGCGCAACGAGUACGACGAGUUCAAGGCGCGGAUCAACGGGCUGGAGCACGAGAUCAAGCAGCGCUCCGACGCGUACAACGCCGCCAGGGGGCUCAAGGACGGCGAGCCCAGGGCCACCUGGAUGGCCGACGGAUCCCAGUGGGACUCCGACGCGUACAACGCCGCCAGGGGGCUCAAGGACGGCGAGCCCAGGGCCACCUGGAUGGCCGACGGAUCCCAGUGGGAGGGCACUGUGACACCUCAGGUGGCGCCGCCGCCAUCGGCAGCAACAAAUGACAACCUCGACUUGGAUUUCCUGGAGCAUUAUCAGUCAGAUCAGAACGACCUCGCCGUGAAUUUUCUGCUUGACGACGACUACGUCCCCUUGUAUCGCAACAAGUGA
This is a messenger RNA of Panicum virgatum (switchgrass), 1020 nucleotides long. RefSeq names its product probable mixed-linked glucan synthase 6. Lineage: Eukaryota; Viridiplantae; Streptophyta; Magnoliopsida; Poales; Poaceae. Gene Ontology annotation, biological process: cellulose biosynthetic process; plant-type primary cell wall biogenesis. Bases 1 to 1020 code for a protein of 339 amino acids. Gene Ontology annotation, molecular function: mannan synthase activity; cellulose synthase (UDP-forming) activity. The transcript is spliced from 3 exons. The record is from RefSeq and is a predicted model, not a curated record. Gene Ontology annotation, cellular component: plasma membrane; trans-Golgi network.